Fibroporia radiculosa is the source of this 1674-nucleotide messenger RNA. RefSeq lists its product as uncharacterized. NCBI's taxonomy places the organism in Eukaryota, Fungi, Basidiomycota, Agaricomycetes, Polyporales, Fibroporiaceae. The record is from RefSeq and is a predicted model, not a curated record. Gene Ontology annotation, cellular component: endoplasmic reticulum membrane. Gene Ontology annotation, biological process: endoplasmic reticulum to Golgi vesicle-mediated transport; positive regulation of GTPase activity. Bases 1 to 1674 code for a protein of 557 amino acids. Gene Ontology annotation, molecular function: GTPase activator activity. The transcript has 6 exons.
AUGAGCGAGAAAGAAAGGCAAACGGCGACGGAGGCUAUCGAGUGGGAGGCACUCCGUUGCAAGAGUCUUGAGCCUGGGGGGUUCAAAGAGGAAAGAAUGAAGCUUUGGCCCGCGCUGCUCAACGUCUCAUCUGCUGUGCAAGAGUCGAGGUCACAUAUAUCGCUCACAAGUACCUUUAUCGAAAAAGAGAAUUCUGGAGGCGACGAUGAAGAAGUACAAGAGCAUCGCGACGAACGUCAGAUUGGUCUGGACACUGACCGUAGCUUCGUCUUAUACCCAGAGCUACAGACUUCGUGUGCUGAAAAGAUCAGCCUGCAUAGAGUGCGCGACUCUAUGGGUCUCAGUCUAGAGCCAGUUGUAGGUCUCCUGCGGGUGCUUAAACGGCUACUUCACGAAGUAGAUUCAGAAUUUGCUUCUAUAUUGGAAAGAACAGCACCUCUGCCGUAUUUUGCCCUCUCCAAUAUUCUGACACUGUUCUCACAUGACGUACCGACCUUACCAUUAAUCCAGCACAUUUUCGACUAUCUGCUAUGCAGGCACCCCAUUGCUAUCGUGUACCUAGUCGCUGCGGUAACAUUGUCGCGACGAGAUGAAGUGUGUCAGAUGGAAAAAGAAGGUGAAGAUGGCUCAAUCCACUCUAUACUGAGUAGUCUUCCAGAGCUAUAUGAGGAGGAGGAGAAUAUCUUCUCGGGGGACUUGAAACUUGAUGAGCAGAGCAGGCAAGACACAGUGACAGCAGAAGUUCAGCUAGAUGCGGCAGACAAGACCUCGAUGGCCGUCCUCCGUGACGCAAAGGAAGAUCCGCCAUCAGUGAAUGAAGCUGACCAUCUUUUAGAUGAUACAUCCGAGUCGCCACCAGAUCCAAGUUUCGGAAUUGCUGAACAGUCGAUCGACAAGUUCACCAGCGAGGCAGGCUUGUCGCAUAUCACCGAGUCAACGAACAUAUCUACGGUCUGUUCAGAAACAUCCGUGCCACCUUCAUCCACGCAAUCAGAACUACCAAAUGGGGACUCCUUCGAUGGUUCUGAUGCGAACGAAGAGCUUUCUGCACAGUCUCAUUCGCGUCCCCCCUCUCCUUCUCCCUCUCCCUCUGUCGCAUCCUCUGACACUGCUCCCGCUCGCUCUCGCGUAUCCCUUACCUCGCUGCUUAUGAACGCCGACCGCCUGUUCGCUCAAUACCCUCCUUCCCAUCCUUCGAUUUCGCUCUCAAGCAUCAUGGGCCCUCAGAGUGUUAUGCUCACUUGGUCCGAGGACUCUGGCGCGCUACCCGACGACGACGAGGCCGAAUUAAUGGUGACAAAGCCCGAACUCAUUGUCCUGCCCCAUAUCGAGCCCGAGGACGAGAUUGCGUCGGACGACGAGUCCUUUGCGUCCGUGUCUGCGUCGAAAAACAAGAAGCGCAAGGAGAAGGCCGAGCGAGCGCGGAGGAAAUUGCGAAAACCGCGUCAUCUGGUGCUACAGCGGAAGACAGUCGUCGCAGGCGCCGUCCUUGUCCUCGGCGUCACUGUAGCUGCUGUAUAUGGGAUGCAGAGCGGUGGGCCUGCAGGGAUCUUUCGAGGUGACGCACACCAUCAGCGAAAUUCCCUGGGACGGGACUGGAAACGCAUGAGCCAAUUCAUGGGCGGGAUGGUUAUUGGUGUUGGUGAGCGGAUGCUCGAUGGACUGUGGCAUUGA